Meleagris gallopavo (turkey) is the source of this 1833-nucleotide messenger RNA. The record is from RefSeq and is a predicted model, not a curated record. Lineage: Eukaryota; Metazoa; Chordata; Aves; Galliformes; Phasianidae.
ACUUACAGCUGUAUUCUUUUUAUUAAACAAACAGUAACAACCACAGAGGAAAUUAACCGUCUAAAGUGUUUGGUUUGUUGCCAUCGCUGGCCCGAGUCGUGGUUUCUCUGCUACCAGACAAGCUGUUUUCCAGCAUUAGGUUCUAACUCUGCCACAGCUCUGAGAAAAACUGGACUGAUUGUUGGGGUAAUCUUGAGAUACGGCACUCCUUCUUCCAGCGGCCGUGAUAAACCCCUGAGCUGCUCGCAGGAGGACAGGCCAUUCACAACCCUUCUGGUCAACGUCAGUGGCAAGUUCUUCGAAUAUACACUCAAAGGUGAAAUAAGCCCUGGGAAGAUUCACAACGUGGAGCAAAAUGACAUGUUGCGAAAGGUUACAUUUGACCCAGAAGUUUUUUUCAACAUUCUGUUGCCUCCUAUUAUUUUUCAUGCUGGUUAUAGCCUGAAGAAGAGACACUUUUUCAGGAAUUUGGGGUCGAUUUUGGCCUACGCCUUUUUAGGAACAGCAGUCUCCUGUUUUAUCAUUGGGAAUCUCAUGUAUGGGGUUGUGAAACUAAUGAAGUUGGUGGGACAGCUGUCUGAUAAAUUCUAUUAUACAGAUUGCCUCCUCUUUGGAGCGAUAAUAUCUGCCACUGAUCCAGUUACCGUGCUAGCAAUAUUUAAUGAGCUGCAUGCUGAUGUUGAUCUCUAUGCUCUUCUGUUUGGGGAGAGUGUGCUGAAUGAUGCUGUUGCCAUUGUAUUAUCUUCGUCCAUAGUUGCCUACCAGCCAACAGGUGAAAACACCCACGCUUUUGAUGCAGCAGCAUUUUUCAAGUCAGUUGGUGUUUUCCUGGGAAUAUUCAGUGGUUCUUUCAUGAUGGGAGCAGUGACAGGAGUAGUCACAGCUCUGGUGACGAAGUUUACCAAGUUACACUGCUUCCCUCUGCUGGAAACGGCUCUCUUCUUCUUAAUGUCUUGGAGCACUUUCUUGCUAGCAGAAGCCUGUGGAUUUACUGGUGUAGUGGCUGUCCUGUUCUGUGGAAUUACUCAGGCACAUUACACGUAUAAUAACUUGUCAGUUGAAUCAAGAAGUCGCACUAAGCAGCUAUUUGAAGUAUUGCAUUUCCUGGCUGAGAACUUCAUCUUUUCUUACAUGGGUUUGGCACUGUUUACUUUCCAGAAACAUAUAUUCAGUCCAGUUUUCAUCAUUGGAGCUUUUAUUGCAAUCUUUUUGGGCAGAGCUGCACACAUCUACCCCCUCUCCUUCUUGCUGAAUCUGGGCAGAAGGCAUAAGAUCAGCUGGAAUUUUCAACACAUGAUGAUGUUUUCAGGUCUCAGGGGAGCUAUGGCCUUUGCUCUGGCCAUACGAGAUACUGCUACCUAUGCUCAUCAGAUGAUGUUCUCAACAACUCUCCUCAUUGUCUUCUUCACUGUGUGGAUUGUUGGUGGAGGCACAACUCCCAUGCUGUCAUGGCUGAACAUCAGAGUUGGUGACCAUGUUCCAUCGGUGGAAGAGAUGAGUGAAAGCCGCUGGCUGUAUUUCAGGGUUGGGGUUGACCCAGAUCAGGACCCUCCACCUACUAAUGACAACUUCCAAGUCUUACAAGGAGAUGGUCCAGAUUCUGAAAGAAGGAACAGAACAAAGCAGGAAAGUGCGUGGCUCUUCAGGCUAUGGUACAGCUUCGACCAUAAUUAUUUAAAACCAAUUCUCACUCACAGUGGCCCUCCAUUGACCACAACUCUGCCCAGCUGGUGUGGCCUCAUAGCCCGCUGCUUGACAAGUCCCCAGGUUUAUGAUGUAAGUAAAAUAACUCAAUACUUCUGUGUUUUGUUUUCUUGAUGUAUAUGACUUCAG